Kogia breviceps (pygmy sperm whale) is the source of this 1203-nucleotide messenger RNA. RefSeq names its product C-C motif chemokine receptor 3 (gene CCR3). The record is from RefSeq and is a predicted model, not a curated record. Gene Ontology annotation, cellular component: membrane; external side of plasma membrane. Gene Ontology annotation, biological process: cell chemotaxis; inflammatory response; G protein-coupled receptor signaling pathway. Gene Ontology annotation, molecular function: C-C chemokine receptor activity; C-C chemokine binding. Lineage: Eukaryota; Metazoa; Chordata; Mammalia; Artiodactyla; Physeteridae.
AACUGCUCCAGCACUAUUUGUGGAAAAGGCUAUUGUUCUUCUGUUGAAUGGCACUGCACCUUUGUCAGAAAGCAGUUGGAUAUAUUCGGACAAGGAAAAUGGCGACCUCAGUCGAUGGGACUGAGACUGUAGGUGAAGCUGCUGGGACCACACCCUAUGACUAUGAGGGGGCACUGCCAUGUGAAAAAAGCAACAUCAAGGAGCUGGGGGCUCAGUUCCUGCCCCCACUGUAUUCCCUGGUGUUCACGGUUGGUCUGCUGGGCAAUGUAGUGGUGGUGGUGAUCCUCACAAAAUACAAUAAGCUCCGGGUUAUGACCAACAUCUACCUGCUCAAUUUGGCCAUUUCGGACUUGCUCUUCUUAUUCACUCUGCCAUUCUGGAUUCACUAUGUUGGGUGGAAUGAGUGGGUUUUUGGCCACCAUAUGUGUAAGUUGCUCUCUGGGCUCUAUUACAUGGGCUUGUACAGUGAGAUCUUCUUCAUCAUACUCCUGACCAUAGACCGGUAUCUGGCCAUUGUUCACGCUGUGUUUGCCCUUCGAGCCCGGACGGUCACUUUUGGUAUCGUCACCAGCAUCUUCACCUGGGGCCUGGCAGGGUUAGCAGCCCUCCCUGAAUUUAUCUUCCAUGAGUCCCAAGAGGAUUCUGAACAGACUUCCUGCAGUCCUCUUUACCCAUAUAAUGGAGAAAACACCUGGAAGUGUUUCCAUGCUCUGAGGAUGAACAUCUUGGGUCUCGCUCUGCCUCUGCUUGUUAUGGCCGUCUGCUACUCAGGAAUAGUUAAAACACUGCUGAGAUGCCCCAGUAAAAAAAAAUAUAAGGCCAUCCGGCUCAUUUUUGUCAUCAUGGUGGUCUUCUUUGUUUUCUGGACACCCUACAACCUGGUUGUCCUUCUCUCAACUUUUCAAAUGCACCUGGAGGCAGACUGUGAGCAGAGCAGAAAGCUGGACCUGGCCAUGCUGGUGACGGAGAUGAUCGCCUACACCCACUGCUGUGUCAACCCCGUGAUCUAUGCCUUCGUUGGUGAGAGGUUCCAGAAGCACCUCCGCCACUUUUUCUACAGGCAUGUGGCCAUCUACCUUGGAAAAUUCAUCCCAUUUCUUCCUAGUGAAAAACGGGAAAGAUCCAGCUCUGUCUCCCCAUCAACAGGGGAGCAGGAACUCUCUGCUGUAUUUUAGGUCAGAUGCAGAACAUUGCCUAAAGAAG